GCAAUCCAGCAACAAAUGUUCUUCAGAAUGCGUAUCACAAGUUUUACCGUUUUCUCCUGCAUCACGUAUGUCCUGGUUUUUAAAACUGGUUUCGUUGAAAGCAAGUGUGUCUACCCAUGGAUAGAAUUCCAAAAUCAUUGCUAUAUGUUUGGAUUGGAUGGAAAAACUUGGUUUGAAAGCAAAGUGGAGUGCAACAAGAAAAAUUCGUAUCUUGCAAGAGUGGAGACACCAGCGGAAGAUGACUGGAUCAUUCAACAGAUCUUUGCUCUAAACAAAGUAUGGUAUUUGUGGAUUGGUGGAAACACCCUGAGGAAGGUUGGUGAUUGGAGAUGGGAAUCAACCAAUGAAAAAGUUGGAUAUACAUUCUUUUAUCCAUCUGAGCCCAAUAGGCCAACAACUGAAAGAUGUCUGUGCUAUUUUAGUCAUCAUAGAAAAAUGCUUUAUUGGGGAGAUCUGACAUGCACUAAUAAAGUUGGUUUCAUAUGCGAAAGAGAUAACUGAUAUGAAAUUUACCUGCCAUUAGUGUGUAGAGGAAAUGUAACUCAUGAUUAAACAUAAUGGAACAGUAAA
Messenger RNA from Ostrea edulis (European flat oyster), 570 nucleotides. RefSeq names its product perlucin-like protein. The record is from RefSeq and is a predicted model, not a curated record. Lineage: Eukaryota; Metazoa; Mollusca; Bivalvia; Ostreida; Ostreidae. Gene Ontology annotation, cellular component: external side of plasma membrane. Gene Ontology annotation, biological process: biological process involved in interspecies interaction between organisms. Gene Ontology annotation, molecular function: carbohydrate binding. The transcript is spliced from 4 exons. The coding region runs from base 16 to 501 and encodes 161 amino acids.